Cryptococcus wingfieldii CBS 7118 is the source of this 2706-nucleotide messenger RNA. RefSeq lists its product as hypothetical. The coding region runs from base 1 to 2706 and encodes 901 amino acids. The record is from RefSeq and is a predicted model, not a curated record. Gene Ontology annotation, biological process: regulation of transcription by RNA polymerase II. Gene Ontology annotation, molecular function: DNA-binding transcription factor activity, RNA polymerase II-specific; RNA polymerase II cis-regulatory region sequence-specific DNA binding. The transcript has 22 exons. Lineage: Eukaryota; Fungi; Basidiomycota; Tremellomycetes; Tremellales; Cryptococcaceae.
AUGCCCGCCAACGCGAGAAACAGCUACUGGCCCUACGACAACGAUCCCAAACGAACCACACUUCAAGGUCGGAUCACCCCAACCUCAUCUUCUGCGGCUUCUCGGCCAUCUUCAUCCAACAUCACCCAAGCACCCGCCGGAGGAAAGGCCAAGAGAGUGGCCACUGCCUCAUUGGAAGCCCAAGGCUACUGGCCCUACGACAACGAUCCCAAACGAACCACACUUCAAGGUCGGAUCACCCCAACCUCAUCUUCUGCGGCUUCUCGGCCAUCUUCAUCCAACAUCACCCAAGCACCCGCCGGAGGAAAGGCCAAGAGAGUGGCCACUGCCUCAUUGGAAGCCAAAGGCUACUGGCCCUACGACAACGAUCCCAAACGAACCACACUUCAAGGUCGGAUCACCCCAACCUCAUCUUCUGCGGCUUCUCGGCCAUCUUCAUCCAACAUCACCCAAGCACCCGCCGGAGGAAAGGCCAAGAGAGUGGCCACUGCCUCAUUGGAAGCCGAAGGCUACUGGCCCUACGACAACGAUCCCAAACGAACCACACUUCAAGGUCGGAUCACCCCAACCUCAUCUUCUGCGGCUUCUCGGCCAUCUUCAUCCAACAUCACCCAAGCACCCGCCGGAGGAAAGGCCAAGAGAGUGGCCACUGCCUCAUUGGAAGCCGAAGGCUUCACCGCGAAAAAGUCAAGAGUGGGAGGAGAACAAUUCAUGGUUAAUCCCCCCGCGUCAAAAACAGCUCCACGUCGUCCCAUCGCCUCAACCCGAAACGAGCUUGCCUCCGACGACAUUGACGACGGCAUCUCGCCAGGCAAGGACGACGACGACGACGACGACGGGUCAGGCAACUUGAAGGAUGCUAUGCGAGUUACUGGUGACGACUUUUGGAUCAAGUAUCUCCUCAAGCCCCUAGAGCAGCACGCUUCUCGCCUGGGGUUAAACCCAGCCCCCCUACCCGAAACCACGUACAAGCGCCUCUCAGAGGUCCUGGACUUCGUGUUGGCCGACAAAAGCGUGUACUUUGUCUGGACAGUCAACUCCAUGUCCAAAAACGUUCGGAAGCGGCUGCUCAGGCUGUUGGGGUUCUUUAUGCCUACCAACUUCCAAGAGCUCUUAGCAGGCCGCAACCCCCCAUCCGCCGCCCAAAUUCACUCCCUCAUUGACGCCAAUGGUGUUUAUUGCAACGAGCACGGGGUCCGAGUGGACAAGUUGGAGGGCCGUAGCGAGGUCCACAGUCGCUGUGUUGGUGCCUACUGGAAGGUAGCAUUACCAAAAGGUAGCGUUCACCACCAUCCGCCCCUGCGUAUACUCAUAUAUACGGGGCAAACGGCGCAGGUGAGCCCCUCCGACAACUCGAUGGGGUUUCGAGUGCGGUGGGAACACCAUCUGAGCGAAGUGUACAGGCAUGACAAGACAAAUAAGAAAGACAGUCUUUUUACAAAAGCUUUCAUCGAGUCACAAGAAGAAUAUCGAAUGGCUUUCGUCCCCAUCGUCACAGUGCCGGUACCUGUCGGUACGAAGCUCGACAUCCCCUUCCGAAACGCGGUCAAAUUCUUCGCUCGGCUGAGCGAAGCGAUUUGCCACGAGGCAUGUUCGACGAUAUACCGGGUUGACCCGGGCUGUGCACAUACACCCAAGUCGUUCUGGACAGAUUCUCCACGUGAGUACACUGGAAUGAACUCCCGAGAUCCCCUGAGAGAGUCUUUUGGCUUCUGGGAGCUGGGCAAGCCCCAGCGCCCUAGUCCCAAAUGUUCGACCUGUCGCAAGCCCUUUGAGACGAAGACUUCCCGGGAUAGACACGAGGUUGAGGUCCAUGGACCGAAGGCGUUUGUGUGUGGGCACGAUGGUUGUAAAAUGAGGUGCACGAGUGAAAACAGGUUGGAGACGCAUAGGAAGGAUGUUCACGGGGAGAAGGAACACGAUUGUGAUAGGUGUGAAAGCAAGUUUAAGACCCUUGGAAGGUUGAACGAACAUAGGAGAGAUGUCCACGGGGAUAAAGUGCAUGCGUGCGAUGAGUGUGAGAAGAAGUUUACGACCAAUUCAUUAUUGAAGGUACAUAGGAAGAGGGCCCACGGAGAAGAGGAAUUCGCAUGUAAGAUAGAGGGGUGCAAAAGAAAGUAUAGGACCGAAGGAUUAUUGAACACACAUAAGAAGAAUGUCCACGGAGAGGAAGAGCACGCGUGCGAUGAGUGCGAGAAAAAGUACAGGUCCAAGACAUUAUUGAAAGCACAUAUCAAAAAUGUUCACCAAGAAAAGACAGUGUCCUGUAGGGAGAUCGGGUGUAGGACGAUGUUUAGGUAUCAGUCACAGGCGAGAACUCACCCAAGCGACCCCAUCGGCGACAUUCUCUGCCCCCUGGUCGGAUGGGUCUUGCGCAGUGACAGGUGUGAGCCCGAGAAUGAGCACAGCCCGGAGCCUUCUACUUGUCCUGAGGGUCACGAGUGGAACCCUCACACUUGCACUUGUGGUGGCGGGUCUCCUUCUCAGCACGACCCCACCCCCUCUGAGCCUCCUAAGGGUGUCACUUACCAGGAUGACUGCUGCGUUCCCACCUCUCCCGACUGCCCCGAGCCCUCGUGCCCCGACUGGAACGCGCACACCAACACUUGUGGCGGAGCUUCUCCUUCCGAACGCGCUCUUGCUGCUCGUCACACUGGUAUCCUCUACGGCGCCAACAGCUUCAAGGCCCGACAGCUCGCCAAGUAA